Messenger RNA from Kwoniella shivajii, 201 nucleotides. Its product is annotated as 40S ribosomal protein S28. Gene Ontology annotation, biological process: ribosomal small subunit assembly; maturation of SSU-rRNA; translation. The transcript is spliced from 3 exons. Gene Ontology annotation, molecular function: structural constituent of ribosome. Bases 1 to 201 code for a protein of 66 amino acids. NCBI's taxonomy places the organism in Eukaryota, Fungi, Basidiomycota, Tremellomycetes, Tremellales, Cryptococcaceae. Gene Ontology annotation, cellular component: cytosolic small ribosomal subunit; ribosome. The record is from RefSeq and is a predicted model, not a curated record.
AUGGAAGCUACCAACAAGCAACCCGUCAAGCUUGCCCGUGUUCUCAAGGUCCUCGGCCGAACUGGAUCUCGAGGUGGUGUCACCCAAGUCCGAGUAGAAUUCAUGGACGAAUCUAACCGAUCUAUCAUCCGAAAUGUCAAAGGUCCCGUAAGAGUCAAUGACAUCUUGGCUCUUUUAGAAUCCGAGCGAGAAGCUAGGUGA